This is a messenger RNA of Saimiri boliviensis boliviensis (Bolivian squirrel monkey), 207 nucleotides long. NCBI's taxonomy places the organism in Eukaryota, Metazoa, Chordata, Mammalia, Primates, Cebidae. The record is from RefSeq and is a predicted model, not a curated record.
AUGCCGCGGAAGGAUCCGUGCCAGAAGCAUGCCUGUGAGAUACAGAAAUGUUUACAAGCCAACAACUACGUGGAAUCAAAGUGUCAGGCUGUCAUCCAAGAACUGCGUAAGUGUUGUGCUCGGUAUCCGAAGGGAAGGUCUGUCGUCUGUUCAGGAUUUGAAAAAGAAGAGGAAGAAAACCUAGCACUGAAGUCUGCAUCGAAGUAA